Molecule: messenger RNA, 729 nt
Organism: Arachis stenosperma
Lineage: Eukaryota; Viridiplantae; Streptophyta; Magnoliopsida; Fabales; Fabaceae
Product: protein FAR1-RELATED SEQUENCE 2-like
Exons: 1
Coding region: 1-729 (242 amino acids)
Source: RefSeq, a predicted model, not a curated record
AUGAAUGUUGACACGGAACCACUCAGUUCACAAGACAACAUCGAAGAUUCCAUCAUGACUGGUGCAGAAGAAAAUGUUAACUGCACUUGUGAUUUUAUAAACCAGACCUUUGAAUCAUCGGAUGCAGCUUAUAACUUGUAUGUACGUUAUGUGAGGUGUCUCGGGUUUGGAAUUUACAAGGGUGAUACAGCACGUGGAAAAGAUGGAACACAGCGCAGAAGGAGGUUUUUUUGCAUCAAGAAAGGAAAGAGAGCCGAGAAAUACAUAUCUAGUCUGAGUAGGAAGAGGGAGUAUAGAACGCUGACUCGCACUGGCUGUGAAGCCAUGCUUGCGGUGUAUCUUGACACUAAAACUUUGACUUGGAGGGUUAAAAAAUUAGUCGAGAAGCACAACCACGAUCUUGUCCCACAAUGCUUGGUACACCUUAUUCCAAACCACCGAGGGUUGACUGAGCCACAAAAAGCUCAGGCGAAUACCAUGCAUGAUCAUGGUCUCCCAACCUCUAAAAUAAUGGGACUAAUGGUAAGCCAAGCCGGUGGUUAUGCCAAUGUCGGGUUCACAAAGAAGGACCUAGAUAAUCACUUUCAAAGAACUCGUCGUGCAAAGUUCAUUGGUGGGGAUUCUAAUGCGACGACUAGCUAUCUACUUGGGAAAGCAGAUGUUGACCCGAUGGCCAUGGCAAGGUACAGUUCUAACUGCUGGAUGCCCCUCAUAAUUUUUUGUUCCUAG